UCUCAGCACCAAGGCAGCUAGAGCGAGCUCACAGCCAGGAAGGCAAAGCCCAGCCCAGCCCAGCCAGCCCGGAGGUCUUUUGAUCACUGCCCUCUGGACCAUGGAUUUCCAUCUCUUCGAUUAUGCAGAGCCGGGGAACUACUCCCACCUCAACUGGCCAUGCAACAGCAGCGACUGUAUUCCCAUCGACAUGGUGCAGUGCCCUGCCAUGCCCAACAAAAGUGUCCUGCUCUACACGCUGUCCUUCGUCUACAUUUUCAUCUUCGUGAUUGGCAUGAUUGCCAACUCUGUGGUGGUCUGGGUGAACAUCCAGGCCAAGACCACAGGCUACGACACGCACUGCUACAUCUUGAACCUGGCCAUCGCGGACCUGUGGGUCGUCAUCACCAUCCCGGUCUGGGUGGUCAGCAUUGUGCAGCAUGACCAGUGGCCCAUGGGGGAGCUCACGUGCAAGAUCACACACCUCAUCUUCUCCAUCAACCUCUUCGGCAGCAUCUUCUUCCUCACCUGCAUGAGCGUGGACCGCUACCUCUCCAUCACUUACUUCAGCAGCACCUCAAGCUGCAGGAAGAAAAUGGUGCGACGUAUUGUCUGCGUCCUGGUGUGGCUGCUGGCAUUCUGCAUGUCCCUGCCUGACACCUACUACCUGAAGACCAUCACGUAUGCUUCUAACGAGACCUACUGCCGGCCCUUCUACCCCGAGCACAGCAUCAAGGAGUGGCUGAUCGGCAUGGAGCUGGUCUCUGUCAUCCUGGGCUUUGUCGUUCCUUUCUCUAUCAUUGCUGUCUUCUACUUCCUGCUCGCCAGAGCCAUCUCAGCGUCGGGAGACCAGGAGAAGCACAGUAGCCGGAAGAUGGUCUUCUCGUACGUGGUGGUCUUCCUGGUAUGCUGGCUCCCAUACCAUGUGGUGUUGCUGCUGGACAUAGCCUCCGUGCUGCACUAUGUCCCUUUUAGCUGCCAGCUGGAAGAUGCACUCUUCACGGCCCUGCAUGUCACGCAGUGCCUGUCCCUGGUGCACUGCUGUGUCAACCCCGUGCUCUACAGUUUCAUCAACCGCAACUAUAGGUACGAGCUGAUGAAGGCCUUCAUCUUCAAGUACUCAGCCAAAACGGGCCUCACCAAGCUCAUUGACGCCUCCAGGGUGUCCGAGACUGAGUACUCGGCACUGGAGCAGAAUACUAAGUGACACGCUCUGCAGAGGCUUGGGGACAAGUGUGCUUGUCGGCACAGAGCAUGGGGCUGCACCGUCUCUGGAAGAAAUCUUAAUGCUUGAGUGACAGGAAGAGGACAAGGUGUGUCAUCCUGCAUCCAUUCUCUCUCCUGCCAACCCGGCUGUCACCUGGCUGCGCCUUCUGACAGCUUUACAGCAGCCAGUGCUGUGUGUUGAAGCCGAAUUCAGGACAGACUUGCCUGGACAUCUGUACAGUAAAAAGUUCUGUGUUUCCUGAAUUUUUUUUUUUAUAUGAUGAUUUGUAUUUAAGUUUUAAGACUUUAUUUUCUCACUAUUGGUAUACCUUAUAAAUGUAUUUGAAAGUUAAAUAUAUUUUAAAUAUUGUACAGGAGGUGUAAUGCUGACAUACUCAGAUCCUUGUAGUUUUAAGAUUAGUUUGACUUCAGUUUUGA
Molecule: messenger RNA, 1623 nt
Organism: Castor canadensis (American beaver)
Lineage: Eukaryota; Metazoa; Chordata; Mammalia; Rodentia; Castoridae
Gene: Ackr3
Product: atypical chemokine receptor 3
Biological process (GO): vasculogenesis; G protein-coupled receptor signaling pathway; chemotaxis
Cellular component (GO): membrane
Molecular function (GO): chemokine binding; coreceptor activity; G protein-coupled receptor activity
Source: RefSeq, a predicted model, not a curated record